UAGCUCUCUCAUCAAUAUUAAAACUAUGGCUUCCACACCCAAAGAAUGUCAACCCAACCAUUAUACAACUUUCAAAGCUUCUGACUUUGGAAUAAAAUGAUGAAGUCAAUAACAUAAAUAUGAACUACUUCAAGUUACAAAAAUUUUCCUUUUGGCCAAGCUAAUGGAUUUCUCACAUACCUUUCUCCUCUUCUUCCUCUUCAUCCUCCCCACUUUAUCCACAGCUCAAAGUUGCUCUAUUUCCAAGUGUAUGAAGGACAACUUCGGCAUCCGAUUCCCGUUCCGAAUUCCCGAGCUGCAACCUGCAAGAUGUGGCUAUCCUGGUUUCAACUUAGCCUGCAACGACGCGGGCGUGUCGACUCUAAAUCUAUCGUCUUCAGAACAGUUUUUGGUAAGAAAUAUUGAUUAUGUUGCUCAACAGAUACAGCUCUAUGAUCCAGAUGUUUGCCUUCCUAAAAGGCUUCUUCUUCAAGGCUUCAACUUCAACCUCUCAAAUUCUCCAUUUCUGCUCCCUUUUAGCAAGAAUUUCACCUUCCUAAGCUGUCUACCUCAAUUUGCAACAUCCCGAUUUCCUGUCCUUAGCUGCCUUAGCAACUCCACCAGCUCGGUUGUGGCUACUUCCUCCAUGAGUUAUGUUAGGUCAAUGUCAAAGUCAAACUCUUGCAAGAUCAUGGCUAAUUUAACUGUCCCAGUUGCGUACCCAGAUGAGGCCAAUCAGUUUCUAACCGACCACUAUGGUGAUCUCCUGCUAACUUGGAAUAGCCCUGCUUGCAGUAUCUGCGAAACAGAAGGCAGGCUUUGUGGGUUCAAAAGCAACAGCGGCCUCGGCAUUGCCUGUUUCAAUAAGUACUCAACAGGGGAGAAUAAUGGUCUCAGAAUAUUGCGGAUCAUCUGUGUGGUGAUUAUUCUACCGAGUUUGAUGUGUGUCUUUGGAUUUGGCUGCUUCAUCUGCUUCGCAAGGUGGGGCUAUGGCAUUGCAGACAGCAGAAGAAACCAAGCUCAGCAUCAGCAGCAGGUCAAUCCAGCAUUAGAGACAGAGCCACCGAUCCGUUUGAGUGGUCUGGACGAAUCAAUCAUUGAUUCAUAUCAGAAGGUAAUCCUUGGAGAAAGCCGGCGGCUGCCUGGCCCCAAUGGCAACACCUGCCCCAUAUGCCUCGGAGAGUACUUAACUAAAGACACUGUCAGAUGCAUUCCUGAGUGCAAGCAUUGCUUCCAUGUGGAUUGUAUUGAUCAAUGGCUUCGUGUCAACAGCAGCUGCCCUCUUUGUCGAAACUCUCCCUCUCCCUCCCCUUCUCACUAACUUCAAUUC
Molecule: messenger RNA, 1309 nt
Organism: Cucurbita pepo subsp. pepo (vegetable marrow)
Lineage: Eukaryota; Viridiplantae; Streptophyta; Magnoliopsida; Cucurbitales; Cucurbitaceae
Product: putative RING-H2 finger protein ATL21A
Molecular function (GO): polysaccharide binding
Source: RefSeq, a predicted model, not a curated record